AUGGCAAGCUCUGACUACCCGAUGGGCUCCCAGUCUCCCGUACAGGAUACGAUGUAUCCGGAUAUCGAUGAGUCUGUGCAGUAUCCGUGGCAGACAAGACAGCAAGUGAUAACUGGAGAUGCUGCUACAUCACUGAUUGAUCCUCGUCUGUAUGGGGGCCUGCCACCGCAGGGUGACAUCCCGGGAGUUCCUGGUGAAGAUUACACCGACGAGGAAAAUGACUUGCGUUCUGACCUGGACGAUGAUGCGGAAAUGAUGCCAAAUGAAGCUCCCACAUCCGACGAGGACUCGGAGUAUAGGUAUUCUGAUGGCCAAAGUGAAAGGUACGUGUUCUGGCUCAUGCGAGAACGCUCCAGGGCUGACAAUGGUUGUAGCGAUGAAGAGUUUUCCGAAGAAUAUCCUGAGGAAGAUGCCUCUGACGACUCAGGUGCCUCCCGUCGACGGCGGGGCCGCCGUGGAGGGCGGUUCUCGGGCCGAUACGGUGCUCGUGGUGGGAAAGGCAUCAAGAGAGGGCCCCGUAAGCCGCUUGAGCCUAGCCCCGAGUUCAAGCUGCUUCAUUCGGAAGCGACCUCGGCUUUCAUCGACGGUAACUAUGAUCGGGCCAUUGAUCUUGUGAUGCGUGCCAUCCAAGUCAAUCCUGAAAUGUUUCCGGCUCAUUCGCUACUAUCCGAAAUUUUUCUUGCCCAAGGCGAGAAGGACAAAGCCCUUGCCGCUCUAUGGAACGGUGCUCACACCCGGCCAAAGGACCCAAAGGUCUGGCUUCAAGUCGCUCGCCUGAUCCUCGAGCGUGCUGGCACCGACAGAGCUAGUGCAUUGCCAGAUGUCAUUUACUGCUAUAGCCGUGUCAUUGAUAUCGACCCGAAAAACUUCAACACUCGAUACCAAAGAGCAGCGAUCUAUCGAGAACUCGGACACAAUGGCAGAGCGGCUACGGAAUAUGAGCGAAUCCUGAAGGAAAAGCCCUACAGUGCCAGAGCGCUCCGACACCUUGCGUCAAUCUACAUCGAUCUUGAAGACGUUCCGCGAGCAAUUCAAAUUUGGGCAGAGAGCAUAGAUUAUUUCCAGGACCAUCCCGAGAAAAUGCGUGACUUCUCUUGGUCAGAUAUCAAUAUCUACGCCGAACUGUUUGGCUACGUGGGCAAGCAUGAAGAAGGCCUUGCUGCACUGAAAUCGCUCUCGAGAUGGUUUUUGGGCCGCAAAGAUGAUGCUAUGUGGGAUGACUUCGAAGAGGACGACAGGGAAUGGGACCCAGAUGAUUCUCCUCGACGUAUCAAGACUAGUGGGUUCGUCCCUGGUCAGUGGCCAUGGGAAACUUAUGGCCUCGGCCUCCCACUUGAAUUGCGGGUCAAGAUGGGCCUGUUCCGUUUAAAGAUGGGCGACACAUAUCAUCAAGAGGCAUUGCAUCACUUCGAAUGGCUGAACCCAAAUGACACGUCGGAAGGCGCGCGUAUCUUUGAUUAUGGUGAUCUUUUCCGCGAGGUAGCCGAUGCACUGAAGGACGCCGGGCUCCCUAACGAAGCUUAUCGUUUCUAUGCUCCCAUACAACAGACUACCGAAUACGCAGAUCUUGGCUAUUUCAUGGCAAUGGGAGAUUGCUGUGUCCAGCUAGAGAAGAUGGCGGAGGCAGAGACUUGCUAUCUGACGGUUGCUGAGAAUGACUCGCGGAACAUGGAAUGUCGUGUGAAGCUAGGGACGCUCUAUGAGGGAUUUGAAAUGCAUGAAGAGGGAUUCAAAUACAUAAACGAGGCCAUAUUGAUCGGCCGUCAGGAAGGCAGAACCCGAAGAUCGAGACGCCACGACAAUAGGCUGGAGCAACUUGCAAUCGAAUUUCAGAGGGCUCCCGAACCCGGUACUCCCCAGCCGGCUGAUGGGCUCACUGCCUCUCGCACUCGACCAAAGCCAGGAACUGGUUCUCGAACGGACGACAUCCUGUUUCUGUAUGAAAAGAUGAAGGAGCUGCAUCCUCUCAUCAAAAAGGGUGAUUCUGAUGUCGUUGAGGAUUGGCUCGACAUAGCCGAUGCUCUCUUGCGGGAUUUCAGAACUAACCGCGUGUUCUAUCCCAUUGCCCGCACGAUGGAAUUCCAAGGAUAUUCAGGGGACGGACAUCGAAAGAAAAAGUCCAAGCAGCGCACGUUGCUUGAGGAAGCACUGGAGAUAGCAGCCCGUCUUCAAAAGGCCCUUGGCAACGGCAUAGCAGACGAGUCCUUGUCAGAUGCUAUUCCAUCCGACUAUCACGGCAUCCCUUUUGAUGAGUGGCUCGAUAUUUUCCUGGAGUAUGCCCUUCUUUCAACAGAACAAGGCGAGGCCGAGGAAGCAUAUGAGGCCCUGGACGGAGCAGCCAACGCUAGUGUCUGGUUUCAUUCCAAAAUCAACUCCCGCUUGAUCCAUGUCUGUUGGUUCACCUGUGCACUUCGGGCACAAGAUGAGGAGGCUCUUGCCAGUGAGGCCCGUUGGUUUCUCAAAGAAUAUCAAUUCGUCACGGACACUUACCGACUAUUUGGGAUACUGAGCAACCUGGCUGGUGAUCCUCAGAAAUCUUUGUUCCACUCCUCCCCCAACAUGAAAUUCAUGCUUCGUCAGAUCAAGGCCAUGGAUUUUACAUUGCCAGAUGAGUCUAACAAGCCCCAGCCUCGGCAGACCAUCUGGAAGGAGCGUGCGACUCUCUCCACAAAGGACGAAUUUGGAGAGCCAAUACCGGCAACGGAAAUGGACAUUGUGCUUCUUGUGCUCUAUGGUCAUAUUCUCUACUCCGGAGGCAGCUUCUUCCCGGCCCUCAACUACCUCUAUCGAGCAUAUGCUCUAGACGACCAAAACCCGGCCGUCUUGCUUUCAAUUGGGCUCUGUUACAUCCACCAUUCUCUGAAGCGACAGUCAGACAACCGCCAUUACUUCAUAAUGCAAGGUCUUGCUUUUAUGGACGAGUAUCGACGCGUUCGAGCAAAACCGGGAAGUUCAUUGCAGGAACGACAGGAGAUGGAAUUUAAUUUUGCGCGCGUGUAUCAUGGGCUUGGAUUAGUUCAUCUCGCUGUGACCGGGUACGAAAAGGUGCUUGAUCUUGGUGGCCAGAUUCGGGAACAAAAGAAAUUGAAAACUGGGUCUAUGAGCGGCGCAGAUGACAAUAAUAUUGACAUAGUUGAAGCAGGGUUAGGGGACCAGGUAGAGAAACCCUCGCGAUUCGCUGAGGACUUCUCAUUUGAGGCUGCUUAUUCCUUGCAAAUUAUUCACGUGCUGAGUGGCGACGCGAAGACCGCGAAGGAUAUCACUGAUCAAUGGCUUGUUAUCUAG
Molecule: messenger RNA, 3285 nt
Organism: Penicillium argentinense
Lineage: Eukaryota; Fungi; Ascomycota; Eurotiomycetes; Eurotiales; Aspergillaceae
Product: tetratricopeptide repeat protein
Exons: 4
Coding region: 1-3285 (1094 amino acids)
Biological process (GO): transcription by RNA polymerase III
Cellular component (GO): transcription factor TFIIIC complex
Molecular function (GO): protein binding
Source: RefSeq, a predicted model, not a curated record